Messenger RNA from Leptosomus discolor (cuckoo roller), 953 nucleotides. Lineage: Eukaryota; Metazoa; Chordata; Aves; Leptosomiformes; Leptosomidae. The record is from RefSeq and is a predicted model, not a curated record.
AUGAUGAAGACCUGGAUCCUCCUUGUCGGGGCAGGAAUAGCCCUGGGCUACCUGUACACGGCCCCCGACUCCUGCAGGGGACGCUGCGAGGAGCCCUACAGCGAGGAGGACGAGUGCCACUGCAACGCCGCGUGCGAGAGGUACCACAACUGCUGCGAGGAUUACUACAGGCACUGCCGACCCGGUGAGCAUCCCCGGGAGUUCCUGCCUCUCCUUGCAGAGGGUUUCUCCAGCAGCCGGGAUGCCAUCACCGAGGAGGACCUUCUCCGCGUCUCGGAGCAGCUUUACAAAGCAGAUCACAACAAAGCUCAGCCAACCGACAUCACCAUUAACCCCCAGUACCAGGCCUCCCCUGGUGAGACGGGCGACCGGGAGGACCGCUCGCCGCAGCCGCUCUACAAAUACGUCAAUGAGGGGCUCUUCUCCAAACCCACCUAUGCGAGCUUCAUUAAACUGCUGGACAACUACCAGAGGGUGACUGGCAGGGAGGAGGACGUGACGGCAGAGGAGCUGAGGGAGCAGGACAAUUUCCUCAAGGAGGUGAUGAAAACUGAGCUCAUGAAGAAACUUUUCGCCUUCCUCCACAAAAAAAACCGCUACGGCUCCGAGCAGGAGUUUGUCGAGGAUCUGAAGGAGAUGUGGUUCGGCCUCUACUCCAGAGGCGACGGCGAGCAGGACUCCAGCGGGUCUCGUUUGUGUUUAGGGGAGGUGAAGAAAGGGAAAGUGUCUGGAUUUCACAACUGGAUCCGCUUCUACCUCCUUGAAAAGCAGGGCGUCGUCAACUACUUCAGCCACAACUUCGACGGGCCGUGGGACACCUACCCUGACGUGCUGGGGCUGCAGUUCAGCUGGGACGGCUUCUACAAGGAGGUGGGCUCUGCCUUCAUCGGCUGCAGCCCCGAGUUCGAGUUUGGCCUGUACACGUUGUGCUUCAUCGCGCGUCCUGGGAGGGC